AUGCUGAUCAAAGAAUACCGUAUACCACUCCCGCUCAGUGUGGAAGAGUACAGAAUAGCUCAGCUUUAUAUGAUAGCUAAAAAAAGUAGAGAAGAGAGCAAAGGAGCUGAUAGUGGAGUUGAAAUAUUAGUUAACGAACCUUAUGAAGGUGGCCCUGGUGGCGAUGGAAAUACUGGUGGUGGACAGUAUACAAGAAAAAUUUAUCAUGUUGGGAGCCACUUACCAGGCUGGUUUAAAGGACUAUUACCAAAAUCUGCAUUAUCCGUUGAAGAAGAAGCGUGGAAUGCAUAUCCAUACACAAAAACUCGAUAUACUUGCCCAUUUGUAGAAAAAUUUUCAUUAGAAAUUGAAACUUAUUAUUACCCUGAUAAUGGAACUCAUGAUAAUGUCUUCAAAAUGUCUCAAAGUGAAGUUCGAAAUGUUUCUGUUGAUAUAAUAGACAUAGUUAAGGACCAAUUAUAUGGGGCAGAUUACAUUAAAGAAGAAGAUCCAAAAUCGUAUGUAAGUGAUAAAACAGGUCGAGGCCCACUAUCAGAAAAUUGGAUAUCAGAAUACUGGAAAGAAUGUCAAAAUAAAAGUAUGCCCACAUCGUCAGGAAAAUCUAUUAUGUGUGCAUACAAAUUGUGCAAAGUAGAAUUUCGUUAUUGGGGUAUGCAGACAAAAAUUGAAAAAUUCAUUCAUGAAGUUGCUCUGAGGAAAACUAUGGUUAGAGCACAUCGUCAAGCAUGGGCAUGGCAAGAUGAAUGGGUAAAUCUAACAAUGGAUGAUAUACGUCAAAUUGAGCGUCAAACUCAAGAAGCUCUUAAACGAAAAAUGGGUAGUAGUAGCAGUGGCUCUGAGAUUUGUGAAGGAAAUGACACUGUAGAUGAUACAAAAACUGCCACUAAUUUAGCUGCCACAAUGGGUAGUAUAGAAAAAAGUGAUUUAGAAGUAGCCACACCUGUUACGUCAAAACGAAUGCAAGAUUCAACCCUAUAUUCUCCAGCACCAUGUGUUUCUAGCAGUUCUGAUACCAUAUCAAGCAGUAUUCAACAAUCAUCAAGCAUGCGGAUACCUGUGAAAAAGAAUUGGAAUAAUCCCAAAUCACAAAUACCUUCACCAGGAUCUACUCAAAGUUUUGAUACUGCGCCUAAUUGGAGAAUGGAAAGUUUGAUUCGAGAUUCAGAUUCAGAUCUGAGUAAUGACGAUGAAUUUUUUGAUUGUCAAGAAACUUUACCAACUUCAGAAAUUGUUUCUCUCUCUAAAUGGAGUUCUUUAACAAUACUAAAUGAACAAGAAUAUGAUUCGUCCAGUAUUCCCGACAAAGAAGAAGAUAGUAUAUUUUCUCCUACAUAUAAAAAGUCUUCUCCUUUUAUUCAGCGUGGUCACAGUGUUGAUACAUGUCCAGGUUCACCAGUAAUUAGUAAAGAAAACAAUUGUCAAAUAAGUACACUUUUGAUGAUUAUACAUUCCGGCAGUGUACUAGAUGCUAAUUCCGAUAUUAUGGCAAAGAAAUCAGAUUUCACUACAUUUAGGGGAGCAUUUGAAUCAGUCAUGCGACAACACUACCCAAAUAUGAUUGGUCAUGUUGCAAUGAGACUUAUUCCUUGUCCGUCUAUAUGUGCUGAAGGACUUAGCGUAUUAUCAAAGUUGAGUCCUUACAGUUUUGAUGUAUCUCCAUCUGGUAUGGAAUGCACAAAUAUUACCCAUGAUUCCGUCCCAAUAGGUGCUAUUCCUAUACUAGCAGGCUGCUCGCAUGAUUAUAAAGACAUAGUGUCUAAUGUUAUCCGUAUGGCAAAUCAAGUUUAUCGAGAAUUUAUAAAGUCAGAUGAAGGUUUUGGAUUCAAUGGCCGAGUUUAUUUCAUAGGAGAUUCUAUGGGAUCUGUAAUAGGAUAUGAUGCUUUGUGUAGAAGUCCUGAUUCUCAUUCGUCACACGACGCAAGUAGACACAGCACUCCAGAACAUGUGCCGAAAAAAAGUGACAAUGAUGAUUGCACUUCAGUAGGUAGUAUGGACUCUUCUUUUAAGGUUUUAGUUACUCCACCAGUUAGAAGAAGAUCAUCAUCCACAAGUGACAGUAAUGUAUGUUUGGACUUUGAAGUUAACGAAAUGUUUAUGUUUGCAUCUCCGUUGUCACUUGUAUUAGCAUUUAGAAAAAUUUCAGCGCAUAAAUAUGAUAAGUCAACUUCAAUUCAACGUCCAGCAUUACAACAAGUUUACAAUUUAUUUCAUCCAUCUGAUCCUAUUGCAUCUAGAUUAGAACCAUUAAUUUCUGCAAAAUUUUCAAUUCUGCCACCCGUUAACAUCCCACGAUAUCAGAAAUAUCCUCUUGGAACAGGACAACCAUAUUAUUUAUUAGAAGCAGUGCAAACAAAUCCUCAAUUGUUUACCGAGCACAAUCAUGCUAGGCGUACGUCUGAAGCAAGUAUUCUAAGUACAGUUUCUGGAAUAGCCGAUACACUUCCAAUUCAAGCAAUAAACAAAUUGACAAAAAAAUGGUGGGGUUCUAAGAGAUUGGACUAUGCUUUGUAUUGCCCUGACGGAUUGUCAAAUUUCCCUACAAAUGCUCUGCCUCAUAUAUUUCAUGCUAGCUAUUGGGAAUCCUCAGAUGUCAUUGCAUUUAUUUUAAGACAAUUUGCUAUAUUUGACUAUAAUAGUUCGAUUGGAAAUGAGGAAAAAGAACUGGCUACUUUUAGCCCCAGUCAGCCUAGAGAAAAAUGGCAGCGUAAAACGACUUUCAUUAAGAUAAAAAAUUCUACUGCAAGUCAUCGAGCAAAUGAUGUGAUAAUUCGAGAAGGUUUGUCACAGAUAAUUAGUGCUCGUUUUAUUUAUGGACCAUUUGAUAUGUUUUCAUUGGCUGGGGAAAAAGUUGAUAUCCAUAUAAUUAGAGAACCCGGUAAUGGUGAAUGGACACAUCUAACUACAGAAGAUUCAGAUAAAAAUGGACGAGUCACCUAUACAAUACCUGAAAAUAAAUCACUUGGAUUUGGAAUAUAUCCCGUUAAAAUGGUUGUUAGAGGAGAUCAUACUAGUGUAGAUUUUCUGUUAGCUAUUGUUCCGCCUCAAACUGAAACUGUUGUAUUCAGCAUAGAUGGAUCAUUUUCUGCCAGUGUCUCUGUUACUGGCCGUGACCCAAAAGUUCGACCAGGUGCUGUUGACAUAGUGAGACACUGGCAAGAAUUGGGCUAUUUAAUAGUCUAUAUUACUGGAAGACCAGAUAUGCAACAACAACGUGUUCUGUCAUGGUUGAGUCAACAUAACUUUCCUCAUGGACUAGUUUCGUUUGCUGAUGGUCUUUCUACAGACUUCCUUGCUCACAAAAUCACAUAUCUCAAAAGCCUUGUGCAGGAUCAUAAAAUGAUAAUACACGCGGCCUAUGGAAGUAGUAAAGAUAUUUCUGUCUAUAGUGCAUUGGAUCUGAAACCAAAACAAAUAUUCAUCAUAGGCAAAGUGGGUCGUAAACAUCACUCUAUGGCAACUGUGUUGAGUGAUGGUUAUGCUGCACAUUUAUCAGCCUUACAGUGUCACGGAGGAUCUAGGCCAGCUCAAGGAAAUGCUCGGAUGCUUUUGACCUCAAGAGGACGCUUCGGACAUAAUGCUUCAAUGAGACGUAGGAGAUCUGCAAAAAGGACAACAUCAUUUCCAAUUUGUUCGUUGACCAGAUCUACUAGCCGUAACAGAUACGAUAACCUUUGA
Molecule: messenger RNA, 3675 nt
Organism: Macrosiphum euphorbiae (potato aphid)
Lineage: Eukaryota; Metazoa; Arthropoda; Insecta; Hemiptera; Aphididae
Source: the annotation of a GenBank genome assembly